This is a messenger RNA of Bipolaris victoriae FI3, 153 nucleotides long. RefSeq lists its product as hypothetical. The record is from RefSeq and is a predicted model, not a curated record. The coding region runs from base 1 to 153 and encodes 50 amino acids. The transcript has a single exon. Lineage: Eukaryota; Fungi; Ascomycota; Dothideomycetes; Pleosporales; Pleosporaceae.
AUGACGCAACACAGCCCACAUGGCGCCUCUCAACUCAGCAACUCGCGCGCAACCAAGACAUUUUUCUCUCGUGUGUCUCCGCAUCCCCGAUCAAUCUCCCGUCAGCCAUACCCACUCGCCUACACACACCCGCGGGCGCCGAUACUAACGUAA